This is a messenger RNA of Rubroshorea leprosula, 1593 nucleotides long. The record is from the annotation of a GenBank genome assembly. Lineage: Eukaryota; Viridiplantae; Streptophyta; Magnoliopsida; Malvales; Dipterocarpaceae.
CAUUUUCUGCUAUAAUAAACCUCGAAACGUUUCGUCUUAGCCAACCGGAGCCGUAUAUUCGCCGGAAAACGAUACAAUAGUAUCAUAGUCGGGAACUCCGAAUUCGGGCUCAUUGGAAAUGGGAGGAAGAAAUUGGCUAAUUCUGGGGAUUUUGGCAUGUCUAAUUGCGUUUUCUUCUGCGAGAGAGCUGAAGGUCAGGGAGGAUAAUAAACUUGCUGUUUAUAAUCACACUCUGGGUACCAUUUUGGUGGAGUAUGCUUCCGCGGUUUACCUGUCAGAUUUGACCGAACUGUUUACCUGGACAUGCCCAAGAUGUGAUGGUUUGACUGCGGGAUUUGAAGUUAUAGAUCUUGUUGUUGAUGUGCAACAUUGCUUACAGGCAUUUGUUGGAGUGGCAAGGGAUCCCAAUGCCAUUGUUAUUGCCUUCAGAGGAACCCAGGAACACAGCAUACAGAAUUGGAUUGAAGACUUGUUCUGGAAACAACUAGAUUUAAAUUACCCUGGCAUGCCUGAUGCAAUGGUGCACCAUGGGUUUUAUUUUGCUUACCACAAUACAACCCUGCGUCCUGCAAUUUUAAAUGCUGUUAAACAGGCAAAGGAAAUUUAUGGAGACAUAGACAUCAUGGCAACAGGACAUUCAAUGGGAGGGGCUAUGGCAGCCUUUUGUGGACUUGAUCUAACAGUUAACCAUGAAGCCAAGAAUGUUCAGGUCAUGACAUUUGGACAGCCUCGAAUAGGCAAUGCAGCAUUUGCAUCUUACUAUAGACAACUUGUUCCCAAUACAAUUCGUGUCACUAAUGAUCAUGAUAUUGUCCCUCACUUGCCUCCAUACUAUUCUUACUUUCCACAAAAGACAUACCACCACUUUCCUAGAGAGGUGUGGCUGUAUAAUAUUGGAUUGGAAAGUCUGGUUUAUGAAGUUGAGAAGAUUUGUGACAAAUCUGGCGAAGACCCAACUUGUAGUAGGUCGGUGACAGGGAACAGCAUCUCAGACCAUCUAGUUUAUUAUGGUGUUGAAUUAAUGUGUGAGACAUGGAGAUCAUGCAGAAUUGUUAGUGAUCCUCUUGUAGCGGAAUAUGGCAAAACAGAUCUCCAAGGAAAUCUCAUUUUGUCUAAAGAUCCAGCCACUCCAAUUCUGAAGAUGAAAACACAAUCCAGUGAGGGGAGUAAUCACAUUUAGCACGUAAGCUGAUGGUGUGAUUUCUCUUGCAUGAUCAUUGAAAUGUAACGGAUUUUUACCAAGGAAGCUGCUUCUCAUUCCUCAACUGACACAACGUAAAAAGUUGACAUCCAGAGAAUGAUGCUGCGGUGGUUCUGGCUGUAAGGAAAUUGUGUAUAUAGCUAUUAAAUUGUUGUACAUCCUCAAAUAAACAAACACUGGCCAUGCGUAAUGCAACCAAGAUUAUUUCCGUUGUAUUACACAAACAACCUGAUGUUUCAAAUCUCUCAAAAAAGGUGGGAGAAACCUUCGUUACGCAUGUAGCACAUUCAUCCUUACCACAUUCAUGGGAUUAUUGGGUCUGACCUUUAAAUUCUUCUUCUGUUAAUCUGUUCUCUAUAUUUCUCCUCAGUCAAUCAAUCCAUUUUUGAGGA